AUGCGCCACAGACCAGAGUACAAGGUCGUCAUCAUGGGCGGCGGCGGCGUCGGCAAGUCGGCCCUCACCGUCCGCUUCAUCCACCAGAUCUUUGUCUCGGCGUACGACCCGACCAUCGAGGACAGCUACAGGCGCAACCUCAACGUCGACGGCAUCACGGUCGCACUCGAGGUCCUCGACACCGCCGGUACCGAGCAGUUCAUGUCGCUCUCGUCGCUCUACGUCCGCUCGGGCGACGGCUUCCUCCUCGUCUUCAGCCUCACGUUGCUCGACAGCGUCGCAGAGCUCCACACCAUCUGGGAGCAGAUCCAGCGCAUCAAGGAGACGACUCACGGCACGGCCGCGGCGGCCCGAGGUGGUGGGGCCGGCGCGAGGGCAGGAGCGAUGGGUGAAAAGCUUGAGCGACCCCGAGUCCCAGUCGUCCUCGUCGGCAACAAGCUCGACCUGCAGCACGAGCGACAAGUUGGGCGCGAGGUGGCCGUCAACCUGUCGCGCUCGUGGGGCGGCGUCCCGUACUACGAGACGUCGGCGCGCAAGGAGAUCAACGUCGCCGCCAUCUUCGAGGACGUCGUGCGCCAGAUGAUCAAGGCCGACGCGUUCGCGUCGUCGGGCUCCAACUCGUCCAGUCGGCGCUCCAGCCGGACCGGCGCGUCCGGCGCAGGGGGCGGGGCGGGAGGAGGCGCGGGGAGGAAGAGGAGGUGCACGUUGCUGUGAGCGGCGGCUCGCUCUCUCUCUCGCGUCCCCUCGUCUAGGUCUCUCGCCCCGCCCUCGCAGUUCUCGCCGUCGUCGUCGUCGUCGUCCCUCCCGCCGUCUUGUAUACCCCGCUCGCUCUCGAGCCACCCUUCCGUUUCCCCCAGCCACCCUCUUUCGCAACUCUCGCAAGCAUACCCCUUCUCUCUCCUCCUCCCUUCUCGCGCUCCGACUAUGCGUCUACCCUAUCGCAACGUCCUUGUCACGUAGUUCUUCCCCCU
Messenger RNA from Rhodotorula graminis WP1, 971 nucleotides. RefSeq lists its product as uncharacterized. Lineage: Eukaryota; Fungi; Basidiomycota; Microbotryomycetes; Sporidiobolales; Sporidiobolaceae. Gene Ontology annotation, biological process: signal transduction. Bases 1 to 714 code for a protein of 237 amino acids. Gene Ontology annotation, cellular component: plasma membrane. The record is from RefSeq and is a predicted model, not a curated record. The transcript is spliced from 6 exons. Gene Ontology annotation, molecular function: GDP binding; GTP binding; GTPase activity.